Molecule: messenger RNA, 2419 nt
Organism: Cuscuta europaea
Lineage: Eukaryota; Viridiplantae; Streptophyta; Magnoliopsida; Solanales; Convolvulaceae
Source: the annotation of a GenBank genome assembly
UUUAAAACAUGACAUUUUUUUCCAAAGUUGGCAGAUUACUCUUAUUCAGGGAAUAAAAAACACGAUACUCAUAUUUUGGAAUUUCAAAACGUUUUUGCUCCUAUUUAGAGCCAUUUCUAUUAUAUAUUAACACACAGAAAUAAAUUACAAAAAAUACUUUCGUUUGUUACAUUUUCAAGUAACAUAAAUAUUAACAAUUAACAGUCAAAGGUAACAAUUUUCAACUCCAAAAAUUAAAAUGAAAACAACUUGGGGGGAAAUAAUGCAUAGUACGGAGUAUAUUAUUCGAACCCUGAAGCCGAAAUACCCAAAAGCCAAAAUACACUAGAAAUACUAUGAUCAUUGACCAAUAAAGACGGAAUGAUAGAUCAUUCUCCAUGGGUAAAUAUAGGGGCGAAGACAAGAGUAAAAGUUGAACUAGACCGGUACAAAGGAAUUUUACAAAUACAUUUUUAUUAAUAAAUUUUUAUAUUAAAAUAUAAUCAAUUUUAAAAUUUAGUCUGAGUCAGGGCCCGAUUGACCACCCUCCACCUCCGCCCUGGGUAAUUAAAAGAAUUAGAGAAAGUUAACCUAGAUUAAUCACAAUUGAGAUGCAGGAUCAUGAAUAGCCGAAUUAGGAUUGUGGGGAUCGGGAUUAUCAUGAUUGGGACAUGAACUUCCGGUCAGUAAUUUUUUGAUUUGAUUUAGUGUAACCUAGAUUACUUUGCUAGAUUACUAGAUUAACCUAGAUAACUUGCCUUUUUUUAAAGAAUAAAACCAUAUUUAUUAGCAGUGUUGCCUUUGGAGUUAUGUAGGGAAAUUGAAGUUCUCAUGAAUGGUUAUUGGUGGAAUGGUAAGUCCGAGAAAGGGGUCAGCUGGACUAGCUGGGAACUUUUAUGCCAACCAAAAAAUUGCGGGGGGUUGGGGUUCCGGAGGUUAAGGGAGUUUAAUCUCUCGAUCUUCGCAAAACAAGCUUGGCGUAUUUUUACUGAACCAAAUACAUUAGCUGCGAGGGUGUUCAAAGCUCGUUAUUUUCCAAGAGGAAAUUUCUUAAAUGCCAAGUUGGGUGGGAGCCCCUCUUUUAUCUGGAGGAGUCUCUUUGAGACUCAGUCGGUGAUUAAGGCGAGAUAUAAAUGGAGGAUUGGGGACGGUAAGUCUAUAAAUAUAUGGGAGGGACCAUGGCUGCCCGAUGAUGCUAAUCCCAGGGUGUCAACACCUCAAGUUCCGGGCCUGGAUUGUGCUACGGUGGAUGGUCUUUUGGUAGAAAAUGGGGGGGGAGUGGGAUGUUGAUAUUUUGUAUGAUUUAUUCAAUUGCAGGUUCAUGAGGCUAAUUCAAAGCACUAUGCUUAGCUUGCGGAAGGUGCCUGAUAGAAUAACUUGGAGUGGAGAGACUGGUGGCCAUUUUUCAGUUUGAAGCUGUUAUCGGAAGCUCGUUGGUGAGAAGGUUGCGGAAGGAUGGUCUGGGUGGACACAAAUGUGGAAGUGGAAGCUUCCUCCAAAGAUUAAAACCUUUUUCUGGCAAUUAUGUGUUGGCUGCCUACCAACUCGAGAUGCUUUGCAGCAGAGAAGGGUUCCUUGCCCGGAGAUAUGCGGUCUUUCUGAAGCGACUGAAGAAUCAUCCCUGCAUCUGUUUGCUGGCUGUCAGUUGGCUCUGGAGGUGGGCCGGUUACUGGGAUGGAAGGUGUUUACUAACCUGCCAGGCAGCUUUAGUGAAUGGUUAGAAGCAAAUUUUCAGUUGAGAAAGGAUGACGAUUUGAAGAUUUUUAGUUUGGGGUUGCUGGGGUAUUUGGUGUGCGAGGAACAAACGGGUGUGGCGGGGGGUUCAGACUGAGGCUUCACAGAUUGUUGCCCAGACUAAAGCUUUUAUCGAGGGAUGGUCUAAGGCUCAACAGAGUGGAGGUUCGCGGGUGGAGCUCGUUUCAGCUCGGAGUUCAUUCUGGCAACGUCCAUCUAUUGGAAGAAUAAAGUUAAAUGUCGAUGCUUCAGUUUCAUCUUCUGCUAUUGGUCUUGGAUGGGUUGUGCGAGAUUAUAUGGGGGAGUUCUUGGCGGCAGGUGCAUGGCCACGACUGGGGAAGGUGUUCUCCAGUUGAAGCUGAAUUAAUGGGCAUUAGGGAGGCACUAAGCUGGCUUAAGGAGCAAAAUUGGGACUUCGUAGAUGUUGAGUCUGAUUCUUUGCAGGCUAUUUCAGAGAUUCGCAAGCAGGAUAGUUGUUUGAUUUUGGGGUUAUUAGCGGAAGAUAUCAAAUUUCUUAGUAGGCAUUUUACUAGCAUUACCUACACCCAUGUUAGGCGUUCUGCGAACACAUUUGGUCAUGUGUUAGCUAGGGUGGCAUGUUCUUUGUCUGAUCGCCGGUUUUGGUUUUUUUUCUUCACCGGAUUGUAUUACUCAUGUACUCCAUCAUGAUUUAAUUAAUGCUAGUUAAUUUGGUUUGGUUAAAAAA